This is a messenger RNA of Dendroctonus ponderosae (mountain pine beetle), 653 nucleotides long. RefSeq names its product UPF0587 protein CG4646. Gene Ontology annotation, molecular function: zinc ion binding. The transcript is spliced from 2 exons. The record is from RefSeq and is a predicted model, not a curated record. The coding region runs from base 140 to 619 and encodes 159 amino acids. Lineage: Eukaryota; Metazoa; Arthropoda; Insecta; Coleoptera; Curculionidae.
ACACUCAACUAGCUCCUAACUUCACAUAUAUUAUUGCAGUUUGACAAAGUUGGGUUAGAAACCAAUCUCACUUACAACAACAAAGUAGAUUUUUUUCAGUUCUAGGUGAAAACAUUAUAAAACCGUGGGUUGUUAGGCAAUGGGUAAAACAACUCAAUGUCGAAUAAAAGCUCGUUUAGAAAACGUGGAAGCAAUCAAGACCAACCACCCGGAUCAUUCAUUUUCUUUAAAACUAAAGUGUACAGGAUGUGGGGAAAUAUCCGAUAAAUGGCACGAUGUGAUCGAAUCUGAGAAGUUUCCAGGCAAGACAGGCCGAUCGAAGAAUAAUUAUAUCGCGAAAUGUAAAAUGUGUGGCCGAGAGAACAGUCUGGAUAUUGUCCCUGGUAGUAACGCCUCAUACACUAGCGAGGAUUCAGAAAAGUUUAAAGCGAUUGUCUCAUUUGAGUGUCGAGGAAUUGAGCCAGUGGAUUACCGACCAUUGGUGGGAUGGAUUGCUAAAGUAGAAGGAAGCAGCAAAGUGUUUCCUGAUGUUGACCUAAGUGAAAAAGAAUGGGUUGAAUACGAUGAAAACAUCCAGGACUCUGUGGGGGUGUACGAUUUAGAAUAUGAAUUGCGUUGAAUUGGGGAUUGAUAUGAAUAUACGAAAUUUUUCA